This is a messenger RNA of Planococcus citri (citrus mealybug), 2669 nucleotides long. RefSeq lists its product as uncharacterized. The record is from RefSeq and is a predicted model, not a curated record. The transcript has 12 exons. NCBI's taxonomy places the organism in Eukaryota, Metazoa, Arthropoda, Insecta, Hemiptera, Pseudococcidae. The coding region runs from base 546 to 2522 and encodes 658 amino acids.
GAUACGUAGUGAACAUUUUUGAGGGCAUUUUUAAAAUUUUAAUUCAUUUUGGAAAAUUUUUAAAGUCAAAAAUUUCGUUGUAAAAAUCUGAUGAUCCAUCCAUAGAAUGGCAUUUUUUCUAAAUUUUAAAAUCACUCAUCGCUUAUUCGCUUCAUCACGAGAGAAAACUUGGAAUGAUGACGACAAUACGAGUGCAUCCGGAUAUUCCAAACGCUAAAAAUCGCUCAUAGCUGAUAAUUGACGAGUUCAUCGGCGAUAUGAAUCACGAUGGGGAUAACCUGCUGUACGAGUACGAGUAGAUAUCCCGUACAAAGGCGAUACGUCAUCGUACCGAGUAUUUUAAAUCAAUCGUGCAGUGCUCUGGGGCCACGUAGCAAUUUCUAUGCAUACAUUUAAUUGUACCAUUCAUUUGGUGGUUUAACGAUUGCUCUGUUCGUUCAAACAAAAUUGCUACAUCGUUAUAAAUUUCAAGUAGAAGUGGCAGAUAUAACAAUUGAGAAUUUACGUGAUUUGAACCAACCGGAGAUCGACGAUUAAUCAUCACCAUGGCGCAGAUUGAGGUACAAAUACAGUGGUUGGAAUGCCCCAUUUGUAUGGAACGGUUGGACGAAAAUUGUAAAAUGCUACCGUGCCAGCAUACCUACUGCAAGACGUGCUUGAAGCAAACAUUCGAGCAAAACGGAUCCCUGAGUUGUCCUCAGUGUAGGGAACUUGUUCCGAACAUAACCAGAAGCAAUAUGAUUGAUACUUUACCGACGAAUUUGUUGCUGCGAAACGUAAUCGAAGUAGAGAAAAAGAAUCCUCAAAGACCUCGAAUAAACGAUGAAGGCGAUGAAUUGCAUACCGUGGUAAUGAACUCGAUCGAGGAUUUUCAAAAAGAAAAAGCAGCUGAAAUUAUAUUAAAAGAAAAUGAAGAGUUGCAAACUCAAUUGGCGAUAAAAAGUUCGAAACAAGAUGCCCUCCUUAAAAAUGCUCAAGAUAUGAGAGAGGAGUGUGACCAAUUAUUUAUCCAGAGAUCGAUUGAUGAAGAAAUUUCUAUUCAAGAAAAACGAAGUUUGCUUUUAGAAAAGGAAAAGCCUGAGAUGGACAUUGCUACUUUAAAAUCUGAAAAAGAGGUCUGUUUAUUGAAUCCCGACUACGUAGCAGAUUCAAACUUGAAAAUCCCUGCUUCUAAAAGUGAAAUUAAAGAUGCUGUUGCAGGCGAUUCAUGUAAAGAUGACACGAUUGAAAAGCUCAACAAAAAACUUGAAGAAGUGACAUUUCUGUUGUGGAAUGAAAUUCGUUCCAAGGAGUUGAAUUCAAAAGUUGAAAAGAAUUAUUUGAGUCCGCCUCAUCAGCUCCAUCCGCCUGAAAACUUCAAAAGCGCUCAUAUAUCUCAUCAUCCAUAUCCAGCUCAGCAGUUUCAUUGCUACACGCCACCUCAUUGGAUGUCGAUUCCCACGAGUUCUACAAGACCUGUUGGAUUUACACCUAAUGUUAAUCAUCAACCUACGCAUCAACCAUGUUAUGGACCUCCCCGUCAGUUCUUUCAUGCUCCGAUGAGACCUUUCGCUCCGAUGAGACCUUUCGGCCCUGUGCCAUAUCGAUACCGACCAGGAUAUUCUCAACAGAAUCGCGAUAAAACUCCUCAUCAUGCCUCAGGCUCAAUCGCAGACAAACGUGGCAGAGGUAGUCAUCAUUUGGCACCUUCGGCUGAUUUGAAGAAGUCUUUGAAUCCAGAAUUCGCUAAUAGGAAUGAUAAUCUCAAACGCAGCCAGCAAUCUUUAGGUCUAAUUUUACCUGAUGUUAGAGAUUACGAUCAUAUCGGAAUACAAAUGACCGAUUUGAAGCUUGAUAACGAUGGUGAUUGUUUACAAAAAUCCGAUAAAAAUAUUCGUGAAAGGGCGUAUCAGUUACCUACAUCAAGCAAAGGAGAAGUUGCUGAACCUUGGUUAAUGUUACCUGAUGUACGCUAUAAUUAUGAGAAAGUGCGCUCGCAAUUUUCACGUCGUCAUUUUAGUGUGUCGGAAAAUGUGAAAAACGACGAUGCUGAAUCGUUUGGCAUUGGGCACGACGGUGAAAUCGAAGGUUCGAAAUCGCAUCGUGGAAGAGGCGAAAAUUGGAAUAGUAACACGUCAAAAUCUACCAAGGAUGCGGAUGGUUUUGAAAGCGAUUCGAGUAUUAAUUCAACGACAUCUGUAUCAUCCAAACUGAGUAAAUGCAGCACUCCUGCCGUGUUUAAUGAUAAAAAAAGAUUUUCUUCUCCCAGAGGUAGAGGUACAUAUUUAGAAAAAAAUCGAGUUUCGCCAAGUCAAAAUUUUCAAAGAAAAUCUCGCAAUGAUGUUUCUUCAAAAGAAAUUCCAAGUGAAAAUAAAUCUGAUGCGUUGAAAAAAGUAGUGUAUCCUAGUGAAGAAGACGCCCGUGCUCUGAAAUUGGAUGUAUAUAAACCCUUUAAAUCGCCUUUAGUUUGUUUGGGUAAGACUAAGAAUGGAGCAGAACCUGUAUCUCUUACAGUUGGAUGUAUGGCUGAUAUUUAUGUUUGAAGAAAAUCAUUCGGAUUGUAAACUAGUUUUGUUCUAAUUUAAUUACCUUGAUACUCAUUUUAUUUCGUUUGUUCGUUAAUUAUGUUGUUUUCUUUCUACUUUUCAAGUAUCGUGAAUUUUUUUAUUGAAUACAACUUAAAUGUGUAA